Gambusia affinis (western mosquitofish) is the source of this 1991-nucleotide messenger RNA. It is a transcript of the gene gpr84, whose product is annotated as G protein-coupled receptor 84. The coding region runs from base 783 to 1955 and encodes 390 amino acids. Gene Ontology annotation, molecular function: urotensin II receptor activity. Gene Ontology annotation, biological process: neuropeptide signaling pathway. The transcript has 2 exons. Gene Ontology annotation, cellular component: membrane. Lineage: Eukaryota; Metazoa; Chordata; Actinopteri; Cyprinodontiformes; Poeciliidae. The record is from RefSeq and is a predicted model, not a curated record.
UACAGUUUCUGUUUUAAAAAUGCUUCCUUGUUACUUUUAUUUAUUUUUCAUUGCAAAACAUGGUAAUUUUGUAGCUUAAAUAUAAAGAAUAAGAAAAUGUGACUGUAACGUUAUUGGCAGCAGUAGUAAAGCUGAUACUGGCUUCAUGUCCUAGUUAAAGUUACAAUGGGCUGGACUGAGUUUCAUAACUGCUUAAAACUCAUAAUCAGAACUAAAGGUGCCUUUUGGACAGGAAGGAAAAAUGUAUUUAAGGAUCAAGCAAAGGAAAAACUUAAACUGAUAAAUGUUAUCUUAAAAGAUUUAACAAAGUCUGACCUUUUAGAUGCAAGAUAGAAAUAAAGUGUGGCCAACAUGUUUUAAUGCUCAGUGAUUAAAUGUUUACUGCAUUUGCAGUUUUGCUCCUCAUCUUGUCUGUGAAGUGCCAUCAUAACAUGGUUUGUGUUUUACUUUGGACUGUAGUUUAGGGUGUGUGUUUCAGUGGUUAUAAAGGUUUUGAAACAUUAACCAUCUGAGGAUUUCUUUUCUCAGAUAGGAUCCCUCUUAUUAAUCUUCUGUCUUUUCAUUGUGUAUUAAUGUCUAUGCUGACUUUUAUAAUACGAGGUUCUGCUUGAGACGACAAGAAUUUCCGCCUGCAGCAAAGAAAAGAAAAAAAAACAGGCAUAUUGCAGCAUCACAGCCUAAUAAAGAGGAUCCAGAGUGGUGAUUUCAGCAGGAAGAGAAACACGCAGCCCGUCAGAAGAGCUGAAGAAUCAGUAACAGACACAACAGCGUAAAGCAUAAAGAUGAAUCACACAAACCAAAUAGAGGACAGUAACUUCUCCUGCUACAGCUCCUCGGUGGUGGAGUACCGGUACUUUGCCGUGCUGUGGGGAUGUUGUGUAACCAUCACUGGAACUGUGGGGAACCUGAUGACCGUCCUGGUCUUCGCCCUGGACUCCCGUGUCCAGACUCGCUUCAACGUCCUCAUCGUUAACCUGGCGGUGGCUGACCUUCUCUACUGCACCAUCCUGCAGCCCAUCUCUGUGGACUCCUACCUGCACCUCAGAUGGCGUACUGGUCAGGUGUGGUGCCAGAUCUUUGGGCUGCUCCUCUUCCUCUCCAACUCCGUCUCCAUCAUUACCCUCUGCCUGGUGGCGGUAGGCCGAUACCUCCUGGUUGCAAAAAGAGUUGUUUUCAACCGCGUGUUUUCCAGCCUUGGACUUACUUUACUCGUGGUCUCAGCUUGGGGUCUGGGUCUGGCCAGCUUCGGCCCACUCUGGUCUGUUUACGUGUUUGUGCCUCAGGUGUGCACCUGCAGCUUCCAUCGCACCAAAGGCCGCCCCUACACCACCAUCCUGCUUUUCUUCUAUUUCUUCAUCGGUCUAGGAUGUGUUGGAGUCUUCUACGCGCUCAUCUACAGAAAAGUCAGGCUUGCAUCAAAAGCUCUGCUCCGCUACAGGCUGAGUCAAAGCUCUUCUAGGAAGAAAUCUGCUCCUUCAGCUCAGGUGACGGACGAUAGCGGAGUGGAAAGUGGUGUGGGGAAGACGUGUAGCUCGGAGAUCAGCAGCCAAGCAGAACCAGAUCAAAACACACAAGAUUACAAAAAGGCUAUUCUCCCACCUCAGAGCUCAGCUUUACCCUUAAAGUCAUCAGACGACAAGCUAGAGACCCAAAGCACUGCUCUGGCUUCGCAGUCCGCGGCUCCAGAGGAUAACGAAUUCAAGCGUGUGACCCGCAUGUGUUUUGCUGUGUUUCUCUGCUUUGUGUGCUGCUUUGUCCCAUUUAUGCUACUAAACAUAGCAGACAAAGAAAACCGCGCCCCACAGAUGUUGCACAUGUUCUGUGCCAACCUCACCUGGCUCAACAGCUGCAUUAACCCUAUUCUGUACGCGCUCAUGAACAGACAGUUUCGUCAGGCCUACGGCAAGCUGCUCAGCCGAGCUGCUGCUCCUUUCACCCGCCUCUGCAGCUGGUGACAGACCCACAAAGUCUGAUUUCAUAGAACCUACUUU